Acanthopagrus latus (yellowfin seabream) is the source of this 2644-nucleotide messenger RNA. RefSeq lists its product as uncharacterized. Gene Ontology annotation, molecular function: nucleic acid binding. The coding region runs from base 918 to 1853 and encodes 311 amino acids. The transcript is spliced from 3 exons. Lineage: Eukaryota; Metazoa; Chordata; Actinopteri; Spariformes; Sparidae. The record is from RefSeq and is a predicted model, not a curated record.
CAUCAGCUUCUUCUUUACAGUUUUUUUCAGUGACUAACAAGCGUUUGUCCAAUCAGUUAACACAUUUUCGAAGCUCUAAACACAAUUAGCACAGCAUCGGACUUCUGUGGCCAUACCAUUCACACAUUUCAUGUCGUUUUCACACAAUAUGCAGUCAGUGAACACAUUUCCACAAUGCUUACAUUUUCUUAAGAGACACGCGAUACCUCCCAACAAAAUUAUGGAUUGUUUUUGUAUUAUUUACAAAUGUUAACACACAACAUGCCACAAUAGCAAAAACAAUACUCCAAACCUUAGAUACAGUAUAAAAUCCUCUACUUCUGCACUGAUAUAAGUUCAAAAACAAUAUAUCUCAGCUGAUAAUGAACUAGCAAUUGAAUAAUUGACACACAGCUGAUUUAUGUGGGGUAAAUUGGGCCAACUACAGCUGAUUCCAAUGAUUUCAGCUGCAUUGAUAACUAUAAAAGGAGGACUUUGAGGAGUGAUUUCUCUUGGAAGCAGUAAAAAGAAAAACAUUGUAAUGUCUGGACGAGGAAGAGUACGAAGGAGAGGUGCAGGUGUAGUGAGAGGUGUAGUGAGGGGGGCAGGUGUAGGAGCAGGCCCAAGGAGAGGGCAAGGUAGGGGUAUAAGAAUGCGUGGUGGUGGCAUUCCAAGGGCUACAAGAACGGUAGUCAGUGAUGAAAUUCGUGCCACUAUCAUUGACCAUGUCAUCAACCAUGGUCUUUCACUAAGAGAGGCUGGUGAAAGAGUGCAGCCCAAUGUGAGGCGGUCAACAGUUGCCUCCAUUGUACGCAUUUUUCGACAAACCAACAGGUAUGUAUUGCAUUUUACAUGGAUUAUUUGUAUUCUCACUUGACAUGUCAAUACAGUAAGGCCAUACAGAAACGCUAACAUAGAAUUUUUUGUCCCUCUAAAGGAUGCAACGUCUUCCUCCCUCUGGGGGAAGAGGAAAGCUCCUCAAUAAUGAUCAAGAGCUUGCCAUUGUGGAAAUGGUAGUUGCAAAUAAUGCAAUAAAACUCCAUGAACUGCAAACUCGGAUUGUAGAAGACAAUGACAUGUUUGAAAAUGUUGACAGUAUCAGCCUCACAACAAUUGCACGGACAUUAUCCAAACACAGAGUGCGGAUGAAGCAGCUCUACACUGUUCCCUUUGAGAGGAAUAGUGAAAGAGUCAAAGAGCUACGGCAACAAUACAUCCAGAGAGUUAUGGAAUUGGAGGCCAACCAGGCACCUCAUGAGUUCAUCUACCUUGAUGAGGUGGGAUUCAAUCUGGCCAAAAGGCGUCGUCGUGGACGAAAUGUUAUUGGACAAAGGGCCACAGCUGAUGUGCCAGGACAGAGAGGGGCAAACAUAACAAUGUGUGCGGCGAUUUCAAACGCAGGAUUGCUGCUUCACAGAUGUCAGGUUGGACCCUACAAUACAGAGCGCCUCCUUGCCUUUCUUGAUGAUCUCCACCAUCACCUCAUCCCACAGCAGAAUCAAGAAGGUGAAAACAUGAGGACCUUUGUGAUCAUCUGGGACAAUGUGGCAUUCCAUCAUUCCCAAGCAAUUACAGCAUGGUUUGAAGCCCACCCAAGACUAGUGCGUCUGUUCCUUCCACCCUAUUCACCUUUCCUCAACCCCAUAGAGGAGUUCUUUUCUGCUUGGAGGUGGAAGGUUUAUGACCAUCAGCCACAUGACCAGAUGUCCCUCCUUGAAGCCAUGGAUGCUGGCUGCAGGGAAAUCACAGCUGAUAACUGCCAAGGGUGGAUCCGUCAUACUAAACGCUUUUAUCCCAGGUGCAUUGCCUUGGAUAAUAUCAGAUGCGAUGUUGAUGAAAACAUGUGGCCUAACCCUGAAGACCGCAGAGAUUAGAUAAUUACUUUAGAAAUGUUGUGCUUUUAUUAUUUUGAGCUUUUUGCAUUUUUUUUCUUUUUCAGAAUGUUCUUUUGUCUUUCAUGGAUAUUUUGUUCACUUUACUGUAAGCAGUACUGUAAAAGUGUUCUGUUCUAUCCCACUGUAAACAGUACCUAUAUCUACUGUACCUCUUGUAGUAAACAGUAAAUGAAUAAAAAAAUGAUUUGGUUUUUAGUGGAAUGCUUUUACAUACAGUUCCCAACCAGGAAAUUUAGUGUAGAAAUGUUGUAUUGCAUGUUUUACAUGCAAAUAUUUGUAAAACUGAAACAAACACAAGUCUAUGCAGUAAUAUCAACAAUAGCCAGUGUUUUGAAGCCUGGUGUACUUUGACUGACUGCAUGUACCUUCUGAAGUGAAAACAAGUGUUAUUCUUUGACAACAUAAUGUCAUUGUGGGUCAGAUUUCCAGUGUUUUGGUAAAGUUAGUUUGUACAGAGAAAGGUGUGUUCUAUUUUGAAAUGAAGAGUUAGUAUAUAUUUAACAAUAUGUGUUUUUGAGAAGAAAAUUAUCCAUUUGGCCAAUUGUGCUUUGUAGGUGUGAGUCUGUGUUAAGAGUUUAGAAAAAGUAUCAGAAGUAUGGGUGAGUGCUUGUUAGCGACUGAAAAAAACUGUAAACAUCAUAGCUUGAAUAUUUCUGGCGUUAUUUCUUAUCUAUUUAUAUCUAUUUAUUAUACAUUUCUGGCCAUGUGUUGGUAAAACUUGUUGCAAAUGUUACAUAACAGGUUUGGUUGAAGUGCCCUCUAGUGGAUGC